Molecule: messenger RNA, 2610 nt
Organism: Panicum virgatum (switchgrass)
Lineage: Eukaryota; Viridiplantae; Streptophyta; Magnoliopsida; Poales; Poaceae
Product: tyrosine N-monooxygenase-like
Exons: 2
Coding region: 115-1740 (541 amino acids)
Molecular function (GO): heme binding; monooxygenase activity; oxidoreductase activity, acting on paired donors, with incorporation or reduction of molecular oxygen
Source: RefSeq, a predicted model, not a curated record
ACUGUAAUAAUGCGAUGUCGAAUCUACAGAACUCUGCUAUUCUGCUCGGGGUAGGCCGCUGAAGAGCUCAUCGAUCAGUUCGAUCUCCAACGCUCCCAUCCUGCAAAACUGAACAUGGCAAUGGAGGCGGUGGCCGCUGCCUCCCCGUCGCUUGGAGCCUCCUUGCCCUCCUCCACCGUCCUCAAAGCGUUACUGCUCAUGCUGAUGCUGGCGUACCUCGUCCAAACCCUCGUGCGGUGGCGAAAGAGCAUGUGCACCGCGCCGCUCCCUCCAGGGCCCAUGCCGUGGCCCCUCGUCGGCAACCUGCCGGAGAUGCUUUUCAGCGGCAAGCCUGCGUUCCGGUGGAUCCACCUCGUUAUGGAGAAGACGGGCACCGACAUCGCCUGCGUGAAGCUAGGCGGCGUCCACGUCAUCCCCGUCACCUGCCCCAAGAUCGCACGGGAGGUGCUCAAGGAGCAGGACGCCAACUUCGCCUCCCGGCCGCUGACCAUGGCCUCCAGGACAUUCAGCAGAGGCUACACGGACGCCGUGAUGUCCCCCUACGGCGAGCAGUGGAGGAAGAUGCGCCGCGUGCUCACCUCCGAGAUCGUCUGCCCCUCCCGCCACAAGUGGCUCCACGGCAAGCGCGCCGACGAGGCCGACAACCUCACCCGCUACGUCUACAACCUCGCCGGAGCGGGGUCCGGCGGCGCCGUCGACGUUAGGCACGUCGCACGCCACUACUGCGGAAACGUCGUCCGCCGCCUCGUCUUCGGCAGGCGCUACUUCGGCGAGCCGCGGCGCGACGGCGGCCCUGGCCCGCUGGAGGUGCAGCACGUGGACGCAGUGUUCGCCUCCCUGGGGCUCCUCUACGCCUUCUGCGUCUCCGACUACCUGCCAUGGCUGCUGGGCCUCGACCUCGACGGCCACGAGAGGAUGGUCAGGGAGGCCAACGAGAAGGUGACCAGGCUGCACGACGCGUUCAUCGACGAGCGGUGGAGGCAGUGGAAGAGCGGCGAGAGGCGGGAGCUCGAGGACCUGCUCGACGUGCUCAUUAGCCUCGGAGAUGCCGAGGGCAAACCGGUGCUCACCAUCGAGGAGGUCAAAGCUCAGUCGCAGGACAUCAUGUUGGCGGCCAUGGACAACCCGUCGAACGCGGUGGAGUGGACUCUGGCCGAGAUGGUGAACGGCCCGGAGAUGCUGAGGAAGGCGGUGGGGGAGAUCGACGGCGUCGUCGGCCGGGACCGGCUGGUGCAGGAGUCCGACAUCCCGCGGCUCAGCUACCUCAAGGCCUGCAUCCGCGAGGCAUUCCGCCUCCACCCCGUCUCGCCGUUCAACGUGCCCCACGUCGCGCUCGCCGACGCCACCGUGGCCGGCUACCACAUCCCCAAGGGCAGCCACGUCAUCCUCAGCCGCAUCGGCCUCGGCCGCAACCCUGCCGUCUGGGACGACCCGCUCCGCUUCAACCCUGACCGACACCUCGCCUGUGAUCCGACGGCGGAUGUCACGCUCGACGAGAAAGACCUGAGGUUCAUCUCUUUCAGCACCGGCCGCCGCGGCUGCAUUGCCGCUCCGCUUGGCACGGCCAUGAGCGUCAUGCUCUUUGGCAGGCUCUUGCAGGGGUUCUCCUGGAGCAAGCCGUCAGGGAUGACAGCCGUCGACCUCAGCGAGUCGCGGCACGACACUUUCAUGGCCAAGCCGCUGGUGCUGCACGCCGAGCCACGGCUGCCGGCGCACCUCUACUCGGCCGUCUCUAUGUGAUUCAUCCCUAAUUGCUAUCAAGCAUGUAGAAGAUUCCUUAGCCUAUAUUAUAUUGUUUAUUUCUUUCAAAAAAUAUUAUAUUGUUUAUUACACACAUAAAGCCAAAUUAACAAUAGGAUCAGGCCAUGUUCAGAUGUAAACUAUUUUUUUAGUCUUAGUGAACAAGUAUGAUUUCGCAAAAUAACGAAGGUUUUAGAGAACUAAGAUCUGUACUGUCUGGAUGCAACAAUUUUUUAUUAAUUUAGAGGAUGAUGAUAUUGAUUAAAUUGCACCCCAGAUGGAGUGGAACAACGAGGAUGACGUUCUAAGUCCAAUCUGGGGACGACGAGUCCAACAUCGGCGUCGAAUCUAGGGACGAGGACAGCCCUAUGAUUGGACAAGGGCCUUGGGUAGGAAACAGGUGGCAUGAUCCACUUAUUCCACACCUGUUCCACCAAGAGAAAGCUGUUCAAGGGAGGAAUUUUAUUCGGAUUACGAACCGAAUUCAUGUCAGGCGGCUCCGACUGGAAGGAGUAAGCGCUGACGCCGACCCCCUAGCACCACAGAGGAAGACAAUGAAAGCUUAGAUCUGGAUCCUGCAAGUACAACCUCUGACAACCAAAACAAAAGGAAUAGAGAUCAAUGAGGAAGAAACCAAUACCCCAAAGGGCAAUGGACGAUCAAUGCAGUUAGCGUGGCAGGAGAGCCCAUACAUCCUCCGGAGAUUGUAGCAAAGUUUUGGAAUGCUAUCGGUGCUAUAAUCAAAACAAAUGUGGUUUUUGGAUCCAACGAUCUCCAAUUGGACGCUAGUUCCUGAGGGGAAGAAAGAAGCGAUGUGGCAAUUGUUUAGCAGAACUCUUAUUCUGCCUAGAGAACUAAAAAUCAAGUAAA